Molecule: messenger RNA, 7099 nt
Organism: Diachasmimorpha longicaudata
Lineage: Eukaryota; Metazoa; Arthropoda; Insecta; Hymenoptera; Braconidae
Exons: 7
Coding region: 762-5516 (1584 amino acids)
Molecular function (GO): serine-type endopeptidase inhibitor activity
Source: RefSeq, a predicted model, not a curated record
UCCCCGCUAUUUGUAAUAUACCCCCCAAGCUGUUCUGAGCCUUUUCGAAUGUUCCCCAUAGCCAAUAAAAAAUUUGACUAGUCCGCCACCAGAUUGUUAGGAUUCCCGGUGGUUCCCCCUCGGUAUACCUCGGUAUUUCUCGGUACCCCCUUUCAGUGUCCCUCUCCAAUAUUGACACAGGUAUCAAGGGUACCUUCAUCCGCUAUCCCGCAGUCUGCCUUUUAACGUGGUGACCGGUGGGGUACAUAGGCCAGUGGUGUUGCUCAUCUCACCGCGAGUGUUGCGGGCACUUGCAUGAUUUAACGAAAUAAUAAAAAGCCAACGGGAAAUUAAAAAAUCGGCAAGGAUAAUAAUUCAAGAGAGGAAAGCCGAGUGCAAUUGGUAGAGAAGAGGGAGGAUAACUAACGAAAUAUCAUACACAAGAAUACCUGGUGCGUAAGGUGGAUUCUCGUGUAAAAAGCUAUAAGAUAAAAGCAAAUAGGAUAACUGGGAGAGAGGGAGAGGCAUCUCCUGCGAGUUACUACAGGGUCACUACCCUUCGUUCAGUGGCAAGGCCAACUGCAAUAUACUACAGUCGACGAGAAACGCGAGCACAUACGUAGAUCAAGGAGUCAAUAAUACAUCCUUCAUCACUGUCGUUAUCUAUAUCUGGGGGUGAAUCGUUGGAGAACGGUAGAGAGAGCGAGAGGGAGGAGCGUUUAAUUGAGUGCAUAACGAGAAUGACAGUCUGAGUGAAUUAUUGAAGACAGAAGAAGUUCGAAAUGGCAAUUAUGUUGAAAUGUCUGCCCUUCGUGGCGCUGGUAAUAUAUUUAAUAAUGAGUUACUUACGUUUGGCGGCAGCUCUUCCGUUUGAUGAAAACUCAUUUGAUGGAUCUGAGAAUAUACAAAAUUCUAAGGCACGGCAUACGAUUGGAAUAGCCUCGAAUUUUUUUCCCAAUCAUGAUCUCUUGAAGAGGAAACCAAUCCGUCCAUCUGAGUUACCAGCUUCGCCGGCUGACCUCCUGCGCCCUGACACAUUUCAAUUCUACACAUUCGAUAAAUCUGGUGAGGUGAUAACAAAGCAAAUGACCAAAAAAGAAAUUCAGAGUUUAAUAGCAGCUGGAGGAGGCCACCUUCCCCCAAUGGCAGUGGAAAUUCACGAGCCCCAAAAAGCGGGUGAGGUACCAACAGGUGGAACAAGAGUUGCAGAUGUAGUACAAAACGUCCAGAAUGUCCUGAAAGGUGAAUUGAACAAGCCAACACCUCUGAUCUCCAUAAUACCAAAGAUUCCUGGCCACGCAAGUUCCGAAUGGAGCAGCAUUCUUCCCUCAAUACUUUCCGGUGACAGGGAGUCCAUUCCUCUAAGCUCAUCAGAGCCAUCACAACCCCAAUACCCGGAGAAUGAAAAAAUACCGGUGUAUGUGGGUCACCCCGUGUAUGACGAAAUAACGGAAAAACCGAUGAUCCAAGUACCAGUUAUAACAGUAGAAGAGAAAUUACCAAUUCAAAACACUUCGAGUAGUGAUCAGAGUAGUCACGAGGACGAGAGUGGACAUGAUGGGCCAGUAUUUCAAAUACUGAAUACCAUAUCUGCGGAUAUGGUGAAAAAUUCUAGCAGCACCUUUAAUGAUCAGAUAACGGAUGCUAGUGAAUCCAUUGACCGACCGCACCAGAUCGACACGAAACCCGCCAUUGUACAACUCAUGCACAACACUUCCAAAAUAAUGACAAAUCCUCCAACAACUCAGGAGCCCAUUGAUACUACGACUCAACAGGUUAAGCACAAUGUUAUCAGUAUUGUUUCUGAAACUCAUUCGACAUCAAUAAAACACACUGGACACGAUGAGAUGAAGAUAGAUCAGUCUCAAUCACAAUCUGAAACACCUAUUACUUCAACUUCUGAGACAAUUGUGCCAAAGGAAGCGAUUGAUAAUGAUAAGCUAAUGACUGUUGAUGAUAAAUUUGAAAUUAUUGAGCCAAUGAGACCAGUGUUAUUGAAUAACGCCUUGAAGGAACCUGAGAUAUGGCUACCAACGACCGACUCUCUUCCAGUCACUGAAAUCGCUUUAGCCUCUGAGAAGGAAGAUUCCUACACUACAGAAUCUAUAGCAACAACUGCUGCAGGCGAUGAAUUGGAAAAUAUCACCAUCCCAGCGAGAGAUGUUGAAGAAAACCCUUCGGAUGCAUCAUCGCUUACUAGCAACACUACCGAACUACCUUUAUUGAAAAAUAACACUGAAAAAAAAUCUCCAGUGACUCAGCAUGACUCAACAAUUUCAGAUUUAGAAACUGGUUCGAUAUCGAUAACAACGGCUUCAACAUUGAUGGCCAGUACUGACAUAUCGCCAGAAACAGCUCUUUCAAUCUCUAUUCAAGCGAUUGAAUCUGAAAAAGUCACUGAAAUCAACCACCAUGGAUCAUUAACUACAAAAGAAGCUACUGAAAGAACAAAUGAUGUGACAGCCGAACUUGAGAUAGAAAGCACUUCGAAAAUCCCUGAAACCUUGACAUAUUCACCACCGCAGGAAACACCAUUGUUAAUUGAGUUAGAAGACUCGUUAUCAAGUAUGAUUUCUCAAAUAUCUGAAGCUAUAAUCGAGCCCUCAUUACCCUUCAGAAACAAUUCAACAAACACCAACUCUAGCAGUCCAUCAUCGACCUCUCAAGAUGUGAAAAAUCAGGGGAUAGUUUCCAGCACCGUCCCUUCAUUAUCACCGUCAAUUCGAGAGCCAUCAAUUCCUAACCCACUCCUACCAAUAUUCACAAAUACAACUCCCUCUAAUAAGAUGAAUGUCACAUUAUAUGAUAGCAAUACCGUAAAGGUUUCGAAACUGAGGCCAUCAGUAUCAACAGAAGCCACAGAAACCCCAAUCGUUAGAAUCGACAUAAUGGCACCGGUUGAGACGACAGCUUCUCCAAAUGUGAAUGAUUCAAUGAUAUCCGUGGAAGAGUCUCCAGUGGUAAGAAUUCAAUUGACAGAUCCAGUUACGACAGUCAAUCAAAUAAUUGAGUCUCUGGUACCUGAAAGACAUGCAGCCGCUCCAGAACUUGUAAAUUUAACCCUUCCUGCGAGAGGAAGUAUCACAGUGAAUAAUAUCUCUAGUAGCUUAAUUGCUGGCUUCUCAAACAAUGAAAAAUCGAGUGAAAAUCUUUCGUUAAUUAUCAAUAAAGUUGAUAUCGUUGAUGGAGAGAAGAAAGAAGAUGUUCAAGUGAAACUUGAAGAAACAACUGUUGAAGCAAUGACCACUGAGGAAUGGCAAUCGACCGCGGGUUACAAUAAAACAAUAGCAAUGAUGCAACAGAUUAAUUUCGAUGAACUUCCAAUGGUUCACAGUCACAAGAUAGCCCCUGUGCUUUACAAAAAUAAAACAAAAGUUGAGUCUACAACACUUGACCAACCAAAGACUCCGGCAAUUAAAUUAAACAAUCAAGUAUCAAAAACAGAUGUAAAUUUCAUGGCAACAUCAACAGAGGUACCUGUAUCAUCACAAGCUAAUUUAGAAACAACAGAAGAUGAUAGAAAAAAUGUAACUGAUCGUGAGAGAACAGAGGCCCAAGAAAUUGCAGCAAGUAAAACAGAAGAUAAUUUAAAUCUCUCAUCGAUAUCUACAUUAAUCCCCUCGCAGAUUCAAUUGGAGGAUCUUCCCAUUGUUCAUCACAGAUAUAACAAACCUGCAGUAAAACCAAUGCCUUCGAUAAGCAAUAAUGUAACACAAAAAAUAUAUACGAAAGAUGAAGAAGUUGCUCAGAAGUUAACACCCUUUCCAUCACUGAAUGUUUACGAAAACGAUCCUUACAAAAAGCUAGGAGAAACAGUAGCACCCUCUCCUCCUCUUCCUCCAACAACCGAAAUCUCUCAAACCAACAAAACCUUGAAGAUAAAGGAUCAGAAGAAGGAUUCAAGUAUGGAAAUAAUGGAGAAGCUCCCUCUGAUCCCUAUAAAUCAUAUAUCCCAAUCGGAUAAGAAACUGCCGAAGACAACCCCAUCUCCACUAACUCCACCAGUCAAGAAACAUGAAAACUAUCAGAAUUCUGAAAAAUGGACAUUGAUCCCCCAAAAAUCACCCUCAACAGCAGUAAAUCCAAAGAUCCAAGCAAAACGGCCAAUUGACGAGCCGAUCACAGCCCCUCCUAUCCCUGAAACAACCACCGAACCAAAGCAAAAACCGACUGAUCGAAUUCCCCUGACGCAUUUAAAAACCGAUGAGGCUUUAGACUUAAGCGUGAAGGCUCUAGAACCAGACGUCUCUUACUUCGUAAACCUCUGCAACGAUCUUGCCUUCUCCUUCUGGACAGCGACUAAUGAGGGCUUAAGUUCAGGAAGAUCGUUAGCAGUGUCUCCAUUUGGAAUGACAAGCAUGCUAGCCAUGGUAUUUCUCGGUGCCAGAGGUCCAACAUCCGAGAAAAUGAAUAAUUUGCUGAAACUAGAUGAUGUUGCAUCCUUCAAUCCUCAUUUGAUUUUCCAAAAUGUAACGGAUUCCGUGGGAUUGGCUCGCAAGCAGGGAAUAGCAAAUGCAGCUUUUGUACGAGAACUAUUCGCGGACAGGGUAAAAAUUCGAAAGUUAUUGCCUUUUUAUAAAGAACAAGCGCAGCAGUUUUACGAUGGAGUUGUUGCCGAAGUGAAUUUUGCGACAAUCAGUGAUUUAGUUAGAAGAAGGACUAAUUUAAUGGUGAGAAAACAAACUGGAGGGAGAAUAAAGGAUUUCGUUCGAUCAAAUACCAUUCCCCUGAUCUCGCCAUUAGCCGCUUUAUCGGCCAAUGUCUUUCAAACAGACUGCAACUCCAAGGACGCGAGUUCAGAUGGUAGAGACGGAGAACUCUAUUUUGCAGUAUCACCAGCUGUACGACAAAGAAAACUAGUACCAGUGCCAUCGACCGUUUGGAGAGCAGGAAUACUAGCUGGUUAUGAGCCCAAUCUCGAUGCCACGGCUAUUGCUUUAGGCGGUCCACACAAAUUAGUUUCCAUGAUUUUUGUUAUUCCUGGACAACAAGGAUUCACCGCACCUGGGGAUAAUGUAGAACUCCUGGAAGAGAGACUUAUCCGGGGCGCGACUCACGAUGGAGUUUGGAACAAAUUGCUCAAGGUGGUUAUUCCACGACCUGGCCUAGAACUUCAAGUACCGAAAUUCAGUCACAGGAGUGUCAUAAAUGCUACUGCAGCAUUGAAGAAAAUGGGACUGCAAGAUUUGUUCGAUAAACAUGCAGAUCUCAAGGGAAUCAAUGGAGUUGGUAUUGAUUUACAUUUGACGGAUGUUCUGCAGAUGAAUCUAUUCAGUACCUGUGGAGAUGAGAAUAUUCAAAGCGGUAGGCAUCACGUAGAAGUUUACCCAUCGGGUACACAGAGAAAUGCCCGGCUAUUUGCAUUAGAACCCAAGACAUAUCAAUCAAAAGUUUCAGAGCCAUCCUCCUCAAUACAGAGAGAAGACAUCGAUAAGCCAAGACUAAAAUUAGAUAGACCAUUUUUGUACUUCGUUCGUCACAAUCCCACCGGUUUGAUUCUCCAUAUGGGACGCUUCAACCCCAGACUUUUACCAUAAUCAUGAUUUAUCAUUCUUUUUCCUUUAUUUCAAUAAUCAAAUUCAUCGUCGAUCGCGAAAAAUAAUAAAAUUUCAAAACCCCUGUUUCAGCAUCUGUUAAGUGUUUGUAGUAUAAUUGUCGGUACAGUACUCAUCUCGAUUGAUAAGCACUGGCCUCUUGCAUAUCCAUGUUUAACUCUGUUUACGUGACUGCGAAUAUCAGACUCGUGUGUUUGCGCUGUUACGCAUUCAUUUAUUUAUUCACUUUCGGUGGUGAUUUAUCAAUAAUAUCAAAAUUAUUAUCAUGAAAAGUUAAUGUGCUCAAAUACUCGGUAAUCGAUCUUGAUCAUCGUCCAAACGUAAAAAUAUAAAAUUGGACCAUGGUUGAUGUCAAAAAUACCUCGGCAAUUCAUCAAAAUGCAAAUCACACAUAUAAUGUAAUCCUCUGGAAAAAUCUAUACUAUCUUUUACAAUUUCUAUAAGAGAAAAACAAUCAAUUUGAAUUGAUAAAUAUACACGUCCUUAAAGUGUGUAGACAAGCUAUUUUGCUCAAAUUAGACGAAAAAUGGCCUUUCCAUAGGAUUCCUUAAUGCGUGCAUUAGUUUUUGAAUAUGAAUAAUUUAGGUAACAUAAGCCUUAUCAUCACAGCAUCAUCAUCGGUAGAAUGAAGUAUUAAUAAUUAGAUGAUUAUUUUAAAUAAUGUAGAGGGUUUCUAUGAUUAAUUGUCAAUCUAAGAAUCAAGGAAUUGUAUAUAAUAAAACAAUACUUUAAUGACACUCGAAACGUAUCGAUAAUUGUAACAAUAUAUUAUUAAAGACACUAUUUAAUUACAACCUGAUGUGUACAAAAAUUAUUAAAUAACUUCCAGGGUAAGAGGGGUGUAUUGAUGAAUAAAUUAAAGGGCCAUUGCUGUCAAUCAUAAUUGUACGAAACAUAAUCAAAGUGGGUGUAGACAGUGUCUCUAAUAACCUUGUGAUUGAAAUUGCAAUUCAAGGAGUUAUGUGUAUGAAGACUUGUAUAAGGAAUGGAACCUUAUCAGUCUUAUCGCAGGUGCUAACACCAGAUAGGUGGAAUGUCUUUCAGUCAUCACCAAACGACUGUCUGGUCAUCAUUGAUAUUUCCCAGUGUCAUUGGAAUAAAAAAACAUCGAGUAGAAUUGAAUAAUUAUAAAACAAAAUUCACUGCUCCAACUUUUACCACAAAUUGCUACCGCUGAAAUGUGAAUUAAAAAUUUCAAUGACGUUCUGCUAAAGGUCAAAGAUAUGGCGGGGAGGUACGAUGAAAUAAUUCGACGUUAGAUAAUUACCUCAAAUGGAAUGAUAAUUAUACGCGAUUGCUCGUGCAAAAGAGAAAAUUUGCGGAAUUGGUGAAGAUAUAUAAACAUCUGGGAGUUAAGGAGGCAUCGCAAACAUAUGGAAACUGAAUGCUCCGGACGAUCCUUAGCCACACUGCUGGUAGCAUGGCCUUCACAACACGAAGAAAUGUACAACGUGAUAUACUAACGGAGGAGGCGUAUUUCGAUCACAGAAGAAGGGAAAUAACCACUGUAUCAGGGGACCUAGCACCAUGCGGUGAUAGAGUGGAGCCACCAGCCUACCAAAACU